Molecule: messenger RNA, 4302 nt
Organism: Trichechus manatus latirostris (Florida manatee)
Lineage: Eukaryota; Metazoa; Chordata; Mammalia; Sirenia; Trichechidae
Gene: SAMHD1
Product: SAM and HD domain containing deoxynucleoside triphosphate triphosphohydrolase 1
Exons: 17
Coding region: 105-2063 (652 amino acids)
Biological process (GO): regulation of innate immune response; defense response to virus; dGTP catabolic process
Cellular component (GO): nucleus
Molecular function (GO): protein binding; dGTPase activity
Source: RefSeq, a predicted model, not a curated record
GCCGGCAAUGUCGAGCUGACUCGCCUCUAGGGUGGGGCAUUCAGUGCGUCUGCGCGCGGUCCGGCGCCGCGGUUCUUGACUGGGCUGCGCUGGCCGGUGUAGCCAUGCAGAACGCUGACUCCGAGCAGCCGUUCAAGCGGCCCCGACGCGAUGGCAGCCCAAGAACCCCGCCAAGCGCCCACACUGCAGCGGCAGAGAAAUCCCCGGGCCACGAACUCCACCCCGACCACAAGACCUGGUGCCCUGAGCAGGUGUGCGCCUUUCUAAGGCGCAGUGGCAUCAGUGACCCCCUGCUGCAGACACGUUUCCGAGAAAAUAAAAUCACGGGUUCACUACUGCCCUUUCUUGAUGAGUCUCUUCUGGAAAAUCUUGGAGUUAGCUCCUUGGGGGAGAGAAAGAAGCUGCUUCAUCAUAUCCAAAGACUAAGUGAAACUCAAGUUGAUACAGUGAAGGUUAUUAAUGAUCCUAUCCAUGGCCACAUUGAGCUGCACCCUCUCCUCAUCCGAAUCAUUGACACACCUCAAUUUCAGCGGCUUCGAUAUAUUAAACAGUUGGGAGGCAGUUACUAUGUUUUUCCAGGAGCUUCACACAACCGAUUUGAACAUAGUCUGGGGGUAGGGUACCUAGCAGGAUGUCUAGUUCGUGCACUGCAUGAAAAACAACCGGAGCUGCAGAUAAGUGAGCGAGAUAUGCUCUGUGUUCAGAUCGCUGGGCUUUGUCACGAUCUUGGUCAUGGACCAUUUUCUCACAUGUUUGAUGGAAGAUUUAUUCCACUUGCCCGCCCUGAGGUAAAAUGGAAGCACGAAGAGGGCUCAGUCAAGAUGUUUGAGCACCUAGUCGAUUCUAAUGGACUCAGAGAUGUCAUGCAACACUAUGGUCUCAUCCCUGAAGAAGAUAUUUGUUUUAUCAAGGAACAGAUUACGGGACCACUUGAAUCCCCAACAAAGUCUUUGGUUUGGACAUAUAAAGGGCGUCCCAAAGAGAAAAGCUUCCUCUAUGAGAUAGUGGCUAAUAAAAGAAAUGGCAUUGAUGUGGACAAAUGGGAUUAUUUUGCCAGAGACUGCCAUCAUCUCGGAAUCCAAAAUAAUUUUGAUUACAAGCGCUUUAUUAAGUUUGCCCGUGUCUGUGAAGUAGAUAACAAGAAGCAUAUUUGUACUAGAGAAAAGGAAGUUGGGAAUCUGUAUGAUAUGUUCCACACGCGCAACUGCUUACACCGCAGAGCUUACCAGCACAAAGUUGGCAACAUCAUUGAGACAAUGAUUACAGAUGCUUUCCUCAAAGCAGACCCCUACAUAGAGAUUACAGGUGCUCAAGGCAAAAAGUUUCACAUUUCUACAGCAAUUGAUGACAUGGAAGCCUUCACUAAACUAACAGAUAACAUUUUUCUAGAGAUUUUAUACUCUACUGAUCCCAAAUUGGACAUUGCACGAGAGAUUUUAAAAAAAAUCGAAAGCCGAAAACUAUACAAGUAUGUGGGUCAGACUCAGCCAAUGGGACAAGAAAAGAUUAAAAAGGAGAACUAUGAAUCUCUUCCACAAGAGGUUGCUGAUGCUAAACCUGGUCCUGAUGUAUUGCUGCAAGCUGAACUGAAGGCUGAAGAUUUCAUAGUGGAUACUCUGCCUUUACUGCAACCUGGUUGUCCCCUGAAAAUCUGCUUCCUCUGCAGCCCCUUCAUGAAAAGCCCAUUCCUCAGGGUUAUCAACAUGGAUUACGGAAUGGAAGACAAGAAUCCUAUUGAUCACGUUCGCUUCUAUUGUAAGAAUGAUCCCAACAAAGCAAUCAGAAUUACUAAAGAUCAGGUUUCACAACUUCUGCCUGAGAGAUUUGCAGAGCAGCUGAUUCGAGUGUACUGUAAGAAGACCGAUAACAAGAGUUUGUAUGCGGCACAACAACACUUUGUUCAGUGGUGCGUAAUCAGAGGUUUCACCAAGCCACAGGAUGGCGAUGUUAUAGCCCCACUCAUAACACCUCGAAAACAGCAGUGGAAUUGCCCAGAUUUAGCCCAGAGUUCAACUCAUCACCAAGAAGCGCCCAAACCAAGAGUCCGGCUUUUUAAGGAUUGACCCUGUGUGAAAUGUGACAAAAAGCCCUCUCUCCCCAACACCAUUAAUUUAGAGACUUUGAUCAGAGUCCCACAAAUUUAGUGACAACUAGGGCUUUUUAUUUUAUAUUUUGAAUGUACACACAUGCUGUAGCUAAGUAAUUUUUUAUUCAAAGAAACAUUAAGUAUUAGGUAAAUCUUGCUAUACGUGCUGUGAAAAGUAUAGCCUUGCUUAUUUUUAAUAUUAAUUAAAACCUUUCUCCUUUAGUAGUCUAUUUUCUUAGAAUACCCACUCUUUUAUAUACUCUGAACUCUUAUGACAAAUGAUUGUUUGUUUUUCUUUUUUUAAGAUCUGGAAAUGAGACAAGGGUACACAUUGGAAUUUGAAACUGGAAUUGUCAUGAACAGCCUUGGUUAAACAUAAAAUCCUAACCCCCAAAUGUAAGGAUAACCAAAACACAUUGUCAUCAGCUCAAUUCCAAUGCAUAGCAACCCUAUAGGACAGAGCAGAACUGCCCCAUAGGGUUUCCAAGGCUGUAAAUCUUUACAGAAGCAGCCUGCCACAUCUUUCUCCUGUGGAGAGGCUGAUAGGUUCUAACCUUUCAAUGAGCAGCCAGAGUGCUUAACCAGUGUGCCACCAGGGCUCCAUAAAUGUGAGGAUAGCCCUCCUUAUGUCAUCUAAAGGUAAGUGAAAGGCGCCUUUCCUCACCCUUUUCACCCCUUAUUGCACUGCCAGGUUGGGGUAAACAGCAGGAGAUGAGGUCUAGGAGUGGGCUCCAGCCCUUUCCUGAGAGGCCCGAUUAAGUUAUUCAGAAGAUGUACAGGCUCUGGCCUCUUCUUGAGUGAGACGUAGAACACCUUUGGAAGCCUCAGUGGCAGAGGGACCCCCUGGACCUGGCUGCUCUCUGGGUCAGUUGCGGUUCCAGACCCAGGCAGUUUCUUUCUUUCUUUGCUGACUACUCACUGCCCAAGUUCCUAGGGCUUUACCUCUGACCUCCCUUCUGUAACUCCCUUGUGAGUAGAUCAGAGGUCAUCACAGGAACAUUCCUUAGGGCCUACUCAGAGUUGGGACUUCAUUUUUGCUAUUUCAGUGCAUUUUAUGGGUGUCAGAGCAAAGACUGCGGUGCCUAUGCUGAGAUUAGUGCUUACCCAGUGAAUUCCGUGUUCCCCGUGUAACUUUAUUUUUCUAACACUUUCUCUUUACCUCCAGCAGUGGAGUAAGCACUACCAUGGUUGAGCACUAAUUCACUCUGCCAAGGCAACCUCCUCACAUCCCUAGUUCUGCAGAAGUUCACCAAGGACAAAGACUGGGGUUAGAGCCCAAGCUGGUGAUGUUCAGAGGGUCUUGAAGAUGCAGGGCAGUGGGGGAUGGAAGCUAUAGGCCCCUAACAUCUUAUCCUUUGACACGCCCUUGACAAAAGCCUCCCUGAUAGGUUAGGAGUAAGGAAGCAGCCAGCAUAAGCAGGAGGAACCCAGGCCACAGGCCAGGUUAACCAUGGAGGGUUGGGAGUCCUCUUGCCUUCUAUUGUAUAACCAGGUUCUGUUCGGUUGACACUAGGAUGAAAGUAUUUGAAUGUCUCCUAUCUUGUAUUACCCCUCCCCCCAUCCCUCAUUAGACUAUUAAAGUUUAACCAUAAUCCAUAGGAGAAUAGUUGAAACCCUUCUUCCCCCACCCCCACAGUGAUGCUAUACAGAUGGCAUAUCAUUCACAUGUGGGCUUAUAGAAGCACAAGUGAGAUUGGCCAAGAUACUGGGUGCUGGUGUCAUGGCUGUCCUAGCCAAAGACCUCUAAAACAUCUAAGGGGAGAACUACAGGUCUCAGACUUCGUGUGCCCAGACCCAAGGUCAAGAAUGUAAUUUUUUUUUGUGCUAAGAUUGCUUAAUUUUUGCAUAUCCUACCUUUAAAUCAUUGUGGUUUACUCUGGAAUCUUGUAGUCCCAAUAUUGUAUCAUUGUGCUCUGAGAAACAACUUGAAUCUGUUUUGUUUGCCUCUUUUGUUACAAAUAAGGCAGCUGCACUUUAUGCUCUUUGCAACUGUUGUGAUUAUGAUAACUGUGUACCAUUCACAAGGUUGAAUUUUUCUUAAGAAACAUCUUCACUAUGUGUAUAAAAAGGGAAGCUUUAACAGCUUAGCCUCUGGAGUUACUGAACAUUGUCACCUUGAGAAUGUAAAGGAACUGCAAGUUAAAAUGACUGGUUACUUCAGUUGGGUGAGGGAAACAGCUGCAAUAAAGCUUUGUGAGUGUAUCUCCAUCUUGAAA